Molecule: messenger RNA, 2808 nt
Organism: Fusarium oxysporum Fo47
Lineage: Eukaryota; Fungi; Ascomycota; Sordariomycetes; Hypocreales; Nectriaceae
Exons: 3
Coding region: 1-2808 (935 amino acids)
Biological process (GO): actin cytoskeleton organization
Cellular component (GO): plasma membrane
Molecular function (GO): protein binding
Source: RefSeq, a predicted model, not a curated record
AUGGCCUCACGAGGCCCCAAUGAAGGGUCGCCCAAGCCAGAAGUUGGCGACACCUUGAUUGUGAUACAUGAUUUCCAGGCUCGAAGCUCCGAUGAACUUAGUCUUGCGAAGGGCGACCGAGUUGAACUCAUAGAACGAGACGACGAGUUUGGUGAUGGAUGGUUCCUCGGCCGUCAUCUGGUAAACAAUAACAAUGGACUCUUUCCUGAAGUUUACACUAGGCCAGCCCCAAGAAAUAUUCCCACGAGCACUUUUAGUGCUUCAAAGGCCCAGACUGCUCAGCAAGAACAGGCUCAGAACUCGAGCGCUGAUACAGGUACCAAAGAAGAGAACGAGUUGCAACAACCACAAAAUAGGAACCCUGUGACAUUACCUCUCAAUAACGUCAAAUCUGAACCCACACUGGUGCCAAGCGAGCCACCUGUGUUGCCCGCCUUGAGCCAGCUAACGACUCAGAAUCAGGACAGCCCUGUCUUGCAUGAAACGCUCACUGUUAUUGACGAGCACAUUACCGAUUUACGAUCACCUGCGAGCAACGGCGGACUCCGAGCGAUAGCGAACGAUUCUGGAAGCGAAUACAGCAGCACCCAUCCCGAUCAACGAGCAUCGUACAUCCAAGGUGAAGAGACUGACGAAGAAGAGGAGGGUUUUCAUACACGAGACGAAGUCGAAUCGUGGUCUCCCGAUGAUGUUGCCGAAUAUCUUUUUACGUCGGGAGUCGAAAAGCACCAUUGCGAGGUCUUCAGAGACCAGGAGAUAUCCGGCGAGGUUAUCCUCGGUAUGGAUCAGAGCUCACUGUUCAUCAAGGCGUUCGAUCUUGGGUCUGUCGGCCGGCGCCUCAAGACUUGGCACAAGAUCAAGGCACUUCAGGAUGAAGUGAGUAACCAAGGUUUGGAGACACGACGUACGACGCAAACCUUUGGAAACGAUGGUUCAGAAGAAGGCCGUAGAUCUCGGAGCCGAGCAAACACCCUAACCAAUCGGCCCACUUCUAUUCAGACGAGGCGACUCUCCUUAUCACAGAAUACGCCAAAGGCAUCUCCAACAUUUGGAGGAUCUCAUGCGCAAGAGAGCUCUAACCGCGCUAGUCAUAUCAAGCGGCCAUCCGCGGCAUCGAUCAGGGAAUUGAACCAUUCGCGUCGACACUCUUCGUCAACUGAUUUUCGCCAAGCUGGCCCUGCGGCGGCAAGCCCAGCCGUUCCCGUUCCUAGGAUCGCGACAUCGGGUACUUUCCCCGGAAGCGAGACCGCCCAUAAAAAGCAGCCAUCAUUUGACAGAAACUGGACCCUGGGCAACGCUUAUUCGCAACCCCCCCAGCGGCCCCUUUCUUCAACUGGUCUUCAAGAUUUACUUAGCCCAUCGGGAGCAGAAGCACAGGAUUCUACUGUCGAUGCUGAUCGGGGUUACUUCUCUGGAACAGAGGUGGAUGGGAGGAAAAGAAACUUAUUGCGAAAGCGCGACAGCAAUGCUGAAUCGAGAAAGUCAAGCUAUGCGGAAGAGCAAAGGGUUAGAAGUGCCACAGCUAUGGCACGACAGUCAAGAUUCGGUAGCGUGGGGUCUAUUGCGGAAGGGGGUAUCUCGUCAGCAGCUCAGAAGUACUACGGUAUUCAGUCUGGCGCUCAUAGGAGAACUGCGUCAGCCGCUUCGGAAUCAACGAUGAAUAUGCCGCCACCCAACGACGUUCCUUCACCCACCGUCACCAAACUGGACACUUCAGUCAGUUCCGCUCGCUCAACCGCCUCACCUAUCUCAUCGAGACAUCAAGGUUUCAACUCGGACUGGCUGUCAUCAAUGGUCAACAAACCCAUUGCCCUGGCUGGAGGAAAGGGUAUGCGGGCCAUAUCUGAUAACCUUAGCCUUGAUCGAUCGAAGGCUUCAACUCCAACGGACUCAUCGAACAAAGAUUUCUUGGUCGACUCACCUGCGCGAACCGGCUCGACAACUCCAUCAGGUGGAGCAAGUUUCGAUCUUGAAUCUCCCGACACUGCCAAGAGUCCCAAUACUCCCGUAACCCAGGUCAACAAGAAGGCUGGUAAGAAGGGCAAGAAGGAAACGAGCGCCUACACCCGCGGGCUGCUCAAAAUCUCGCCAAAAGAAGCAAGCAAAGAUGCCGAUUAUAGUGGUUGGAUGAGGAAGAAGAGUUCCAACCUCAUGACAACCUGGAAGCCUCGUUUCUUUGUUCUCAAGGGCCGACGGCUGGCAUAUUAUUACUCAGAAGAUGACGACCAAGAAAAGGGACUCAUCGAUAUCUCAUUUCAUCGAGUUCUACCAGCAGACAAUGAGAAACUCACAGGUCUUCAUGCUACGAUCACAAGCCUUGGAGGUCAGUCAAUGCCUGCAUCCCAGAAUGGCGAUGACAACUUGGAGAAGGGGGAUGACUCUAUCUUCAUCUUCAAGCUGGUUCCUCCCCGAGCUGGCCUGUCCAGGGCUGUGAACUUCACAAAGCCAACCGUUCACUACUUCGCUGUUCCCAAUCUAAAGCAAGGUCGCCUAUGGAUGGCGGCCUUAAUGAAGGCAACAAUUGAUCGAGAUGAUACGAAGCCCAUCACUACGACGUACCAACAAAAGACAAUUUCUCUUUCUAAAGCCAAGCAGAUGCGUCAUCGCCCACCGGCUCUGAUGAACCUCGACGAAGGGGCUGAAGAGGACGCUGGUUCGGCCCGAAAGGAAGCCAACGGCCUGGGAAUUUCAUACGACGAAGCUGACAGCGGUGUUUCUGGCGUCGACAAACUCGCGGGCCAAAAGGCUGAAGAAGCCAAGUCAAGCCUCGAGUCCGAGAAAGAGAAAGAGAUCCCACAGACAGCUUGA